Messenger RNA from Bactrocera neohumeralis, 3595 nucleotides. It is a transcript of the gene Cals, whose product is annotated as calsyntenin-1. Gene Ontology annotation, molecular function: X11-like protein binding; calcium ion binding; amyloid-beta binding. The record is from RefSeq and is a predicted model, not a curated record. Gene Ontology annotation, cellular component: postsynaptic membrane; cell surface. Gene Ontology annotation, biological process: positive regulation of synaptic transmission; homophilic cell-cell adhesion; positive regulation of synapse assembly. Bases 247 to 3273 code for a protein of 1008 amino acids. The transcript has 11 exons. Lineage: Eukaryota; Metazoa; Arthropoda; Insecta; Diptera; Tephritidae.
CGUCAAAAGUCUUAGUGUGUGCACUCAGUGUAUGCUGGGAAUCUCUUCUUGGACGUUAGUGUGGAUAACGAUUUUAUUUGCAAACGUCAGAAGAAAAACGGGUUGCAACCAAAUGAAACUUCGGAUAAGUACGCGGCUUUAGUCCCGCAAGAAUAAGUAAAACUCAAAAAUAGUCAGGAAAAUAGUUAAUAUUACAACUAAAAGAAAGUUUCUACUACCGAGAAAGUUUCAAAAAGGUUGAACAGAAUGUGUAAUAGCAAACUAGCAUCUCUAGCGGUCAGUUUUCUGUUGCUGAGCUGUUGGUUAGCGAGAGCAACAGGUUCGUCCAUGGCAUCCCUCAAAUACCAGAUGAGUUUGUCUAAUGAAAACGAUGAUGAUUACUUGUCACAAAAAGAAAACGUUUUGGAAAAAUCUUAUCAUGGAUUAAUACGUGAAAAUGAAACUUUGGUUGAAAUAACACCGCUAAUUAAAGUAGAUGAGGAGAAAAUAUGCAACUUUCGAAUAUUAAAGAAACCAUAUCAUGAAAUACCAUUCCAAAUUGAAUUAGUAAACAAUUUAGGGAUUUUGAAGGCUCGUCGCACACUUAAUUGUGAGAAACGUAAAAGUUAUCAUUUUGAAAUUAUGGCCAUUUUUUGCGAUGGCACCCACUCGGCGACGGCUAAUGUUCAUAUAACGGUUAUUGAUAUUAAUGAAUAUGCACCAACAUUCCUUCAGCCCUCGUAUGUAACUGAAGUUGAUGAAGGGCGCUUAUAUAAAGAAAUUAUACGCGUUGAGGCGACCGAUAAGGAUUGUACACCUUUAUUUGGCGACGUUUGUAAAUACGAGAUACUCAAUAAUGAUCAGCCUUUUAUUAUUGAUAAUGAGGGAUCAAUCAAGAAUACUGAACCAUUAUCGCACAAAGCUUCGCAUAAUCACAUUUUGUCGGUGGUGGCAUACGAUUGCGCGAUGAAAGAGUCGGCUCCAAUUAUGGUGAGCAUUAAGGUGCGUCGGGUUUGUGAUGCGAGAUUCCUAGGAAUACCCGAACGUAUAGACUACACGGCAUCGACAACAGAAAGCCUUUCGCUCUUCCCAAACGCACGCCUGGAACUUUGUGACUUAUAUUGUGGCAAACAGAAUUUGAACAUUCACACCUCUGUGGCUUUGAAGACAAAACAUAUUUCUUUCGGUUGCGAUCGUGACAUUAGCAACUGCUCGACUGGCCUCUUGAUCGACCUAUUGCCGCGAAAUGCUGAAUGGACAAAGGAUCUCAGUUAUGAUGAAGGGUUUGAACCUGUUUUUCAUUUCGAUGGAUCUACUGGUGUUAUCGUACCAGAUGCACUUCUUUUUCACCAUGACUUUUCGACUCGCUCGUUCAGUAUAGUAACAAUUUUCAGACACUCCAGCAUCUCGUCAGGCAACAAACACAUUAAGGAACACAUCAUUUGCAGUGCCGAUGAUCAUAAAAUGAAUCGACAUCAUAUGGCAUUAUUUGUACGCAACUGUCGAUUGAUAUUGUUAUUGCGUAAGAAUUUUAACGAAGGCGACUUAAAUAUAUUCAGUCCUGCUGAGUGGCGUUGGAAAAUACCGCACGUCUGCGAUAACGAAUGGCAUCACUAUGUUCUAAGCGUCAAUCAAUUGUCCAAAGUUGAAAUAUAUAUUGAUGGGGUGCGUUUUGAAAAUUCGGUUGAAGAUCGUCACAAUAACCCGGAAGUCAUAGACGAUUGGCCGUUACAUGCCGCUCAUGGGGUCAACACUACUCUAUCGGUGGGUGCCUGCUAUCAGAGUUCGGAAAAUCGUUUGAAACAUGGUUUUAAUGGAGAUAUAUCUCAGAUAAAAGUAUCAAUCGAUACGAUACUUUCGGCGGAAGAUGUACGCUGCGGAACCAAUUGUGCGGAGCACUUGUUACCUCCUCCAGAAAGUUUGCUAGAGGCUGGUUCACAGGUACAAGCCAAUGCUCAAAUGAAUGAAAUUUACAUUCAAGGUCAAAGCAAAAGCAAUGUUGAACUGCUACUGCAAAAAAUUCAGUAUGUUAAUAUUAAAGAUUAUCCAACCAUUGGCCGUCGCAAUAUUGAGGUUCGCACAUCCAUGAUGUGCAUUAAUCAGAGCGCCACUCGUUUACCUACCAUCGAGACGUAUAUCAUGGUUAACGAGCCCAGCCAAUUGGUAAUGUCAGAAGAAGGAGUAGCAGACAAUAGUGAAAUGAAUGUCGGGGAAUUCAAAGACAAAUUUAAGAUAACAACAUAUACGCAAAAGACUUCUUUCAUAACUAGUAGACCAAGCACUGUAAACGAUCAAGGGCAGCACAUGCAAGAGGAAAUUAGUAGCGAGGAAAAAGCUAAAAUUAUAAUAAGUGGUAACACAAAUAACUUGGUAUCUUAUACGGAAAUUAAGCGCGGUGUUCACAUUCUUGGCGAUAUAAACAUAACUGUGGUCAAUGCAAACAAUAAAAUUAUGUCAAAUAUGCAAAACUUGGACUCGUGUAGUGUUAUUGUGUUUCCAUCGUUAAAUCCAGACCAUGAGGAAAUUCAGGUAGACGGUGAUGAAUCGCUGUCUUCAACACUGGAUAUAAAGACCAAUAUUAAUAAGGAUGGCGUGGAAAUGAUAGGCAAUGAUGCUGUAGAAAAUUAUUUGGAGGUUUUGAAGGCACUUUUGUACAGUAACAAAAAGCCGGCUUACUAUUUAAAUCGUGUUUUCAAAUUAGCUUGUACACAGCUUAAUUCUGAGUUUAAAAGUCAAGAAUUUACAUUGACUUUAACGGUGUUGCAUCCCAAACUUGCACCUAAGACUACAACUACAACAGCGUCUAUUUUUGGUGUAGCUGAACACUCAUCUUAUGGAAUUAGUGGUGUCAAUGGCGGUGUAGGAUCAACAUCGCUUGAUAACAGACUCUUUGCACAUGCUAUGAUGCAUUCACAUGAUGUACAAGAGCCCAAAGUACAUGUUCAUUCAAUUAUACACAAAGCCGAGAGUUCACAUCCGACAAUGCUCAUAAUUUUGAUUUGUGCAUUUUUGGUGAUCGUAUUAUGCGGAGUGUCGAUAGCUCGUCUAAAAAACAACGGUCUUAAGUACACGGGCAGGCAGCCAUGCCCUAAGAUUGCCGAUGAAAGCUUGGUCUGGGACGAUUCCGCGUUGACGAUUACGAUAAAUCCAAUGCAAACUGAUGCUGUGUCGGAAGAUAGCUCAAACUCUGAAAACUCAGAAUCAGAAGAUGAAGAAGUGGUAAAAGGCCGCGUUUCAAAUGUCAGCCAGUUGGAAUGGGAUAAUUCCAACAUGUUUACCUCGGCUUAUAACUAAAACUAAAAUAACUUUUUGUGUAACGUUCAAAUGCCAUAAAGCUUAGGCAUAUAAAUAACUAUAGGUAUUAAACAAAAAACAAUGUAAAGAUAAAAAUUGCAAACAAAACUACAAUGAUACUUUUUUAAACUACAUGUGGUAAAAAAGAAUGCUGUUCAAUCAUUCUUGCAGUGUGCGUUGUAAACAAUGCAAACACAUACAUAUAAAAAUAGUUAUAUUUCAUAUAUAUACUUACAUGUAUUAAUUACUUAUCAUGUAUAUGCUGCAAAAGAAAUAAAGUAACAGAGUUAGAGACAGAAUAACGGUCAAUAAUUGACUCGUA